This is a messenger RNA of Bursaphelenchus okinawaensis, 2731 nucleotides long. Lineage: Eukaryota; Metazoa; Nematoda; Chromadorea; Rhabditida; Aphelenchoididae. The record is from the annotation of a GenBank genome assembly.
AUGAAUAAUAAAUUAAUAACUGUAUUUUUCUUACUGUGUUUUACCCAAAGUUUUCAAUGUUCUAAUGUUCCCGAGACGAUUCAAGCCAAGUUUUAUGGAUGUGUAGCUAAAUGCGGACAAGAAGUCGGUUUUUCAGAAUUUUAUAUUGUGUUAGGUAUACUUGUUUUGUAAAAAGACCGGAGAAUUGUUGUCAAUGGGCAAUUUUUUGUUUUCUUUUUGUUUAGACCAAUGGAUAACGUAAAGUGUUUGUUUUUUAUGUUUUAAUAUGAAUAAUUGUAGAAUAGAAAUCAUAAAAUCUUGCUUUAGUUUGGUCACGAAACCACAGAAAUAUUGUUGUCAGGCAAGAACCAUACCAAGUUGAUUGUGACAGAGACGGAGAUCGAAAAGGUAAGUAGAGCUUUUGUUUUGUUAAGUUUCAUAAACACACUCUUUUUAUUGAUAUAUAUAUUGGUAAAUAUCAUUUAUUUUAAACACUGUUAUUGUGAUAUAUAAAACAAUAUUCUAUCAAAUUUUAGUGUAAAAAAGUGUGUACAGCAGUUGGCGAUGGACCUGCGGAUGAGGCUGGAUUUUCUUAUGAUUCCCGAAAAGGGUACGAUGAUCUUGAUUUGGCAUGCGCGAACAAAAUAACCUUGUUUCCUCCUCGAAUUCAAGCUAAAUUCUCAUUGGGAGAAGAAGACGAUGAUCACUUAUUGAGGGUUAUUGAAAUCUGGAGAAUUUUUGCCUACAAAGAUGGACAUCUUAACAGCACUCUUGUUUCUAGGAAGUUUGUAAGUUUUUUUUUUCGAUUGUUUUGGGAAGAUUUUUGUAACAAAAUUAUAUAAGUUUACCAAAACUUAUUUUUAGUCGUUUUUCCUCUCGAUUUGAAGUUGAGUACGAGUACAGCAACGUUCAAAUCAAGGAAUAUCUCAUGGUUCGAGUCUAUUCUUUUGACAACAAUGGAUUAGCCAAGAAACCACAAUGUUCUGGUGAGGUUACCCCAGAUAAGUUGUUCAAUGGUCGUCGGGAUAUGCUCCAACUCAAGCUCGUUGAUCUCUUCGAUGGUGCUUCAAAGGCGUUGAUUGAAUGGAACUCUUACGAUAAUCAGUAUCCAGCCGAAUGUGAACAGUUUGUGAACUGGAGCAGUGGAAGCGAAGUUGGGACAAAGCAGAUUGAAUUGGUGGGUAUAUUAUCCUUUUUUUUCGUCUUCAACUUAUAACGUUAAUCACUUUGCACGGCACCCUGAACCGAACGCUCAGUCAAAAUAGAGAAUCGUUAUUGAUCCCUUAUCCGAUAAUUUGUUUCAUUUCGUUUUCCACUGUUUUUUUAUUUUUCGGUCGGUUUUUCGUCUAAUGUUGAAACUUAUUCUACUAUUUUGUGCAAAAUGUGGUAAAAACUAUUUAUGUCAGAAACGGUUAUCAAAUUAUUACGCUGUCAAACAUGUUGAUUUAGCUAAUUUGACCGUAUAAUACGUUGUUAGCUGUUUUAUAUUAGAGAUAGAGUUUGGCGGAUCCUUGGUAAGUAAUUUAUGUUGUUUUCUCACGUUUUAGGUUUGAUUUAGCAAGAUCGUAACACAAAUGUUAAUUUUUAAUAAAAGGUUUGACUAUAUAUCGAAAGGGAAAGUAUAAAAGUCUUUUUAAAACAAAAAUGAUCAGAUGGUCUACUAUAAUAUCGGAAAGCAAGCUUUUCAAUGUGACAAAGUAUUUCAUUUAAACAGACGUUUUUGGUACCAUUUUAAUCGUAAUUUUUUACUGAUGCAGCAUGUGUAAAUUCAGGAUGUUGUAAACUAAAAUUUGUAAGGAAUUGGAUGUUGAUAUUCUUCAUCCUCAGAUCAAUCAGAAUUUAUAUGGAACGAAAAACGGUCAAUUUGAAAACGAGCAGAACGCAUAUUUAAUAAAUAUACUACAUUUUUCAUCUCAUAUUCCAUUCAUAAAAAUGUUUUUACAAUUUCGGUAUUUUUUAUUCUAAAAAAUCAAGCGUGGCGCGGCGAAAUGUCAACGAAGGAAUGCGUUUUAUUUCUAUUGGUUCAGGGUGCCGUGCUUUGCCCUAAUUCGUAGACUGAAAUAAUUAUAUACAUGAAGUUUUGAGAACGAGUUACCAAAAUGUUGAUAUUGUCAUUAUUUAUAUUUAAAUGAACUUUAAAAAUGACGAUAAUCGUUUCAGGACACCACCCAUCGCUUUAUAAUUCCACUAAAAUCAGACCCCAAGACCCGGGUUCACGUGAUCUCAGUGUAUUCGAUAUCAGAAUCCGCUUUCUCAGACAGACAACAAGCUGUUUUGAAUAUCGAUCUGAAUAACAAUCAUCUGAAGAAGAAGUUCACGUUGUCAAAACGAAAAACUUCAGUCGAUGUUCAACUAUUAUUUGUCAUAGGGUUUGCUCUGGUUGUCAGUGCGCUAUUUCUUUGUGUUGUAUACAAGAUCAACACGGAACAAAAGAUGAAAAAGCAGAAGAUGCACAAAAUGAAGAAGGUCAGCUUCAGUGAAUUCGAUUCGGAUAUUAUUCCUGAGAUGAUUACUCCAAUCAAACCAAAGGUAUGUUGCUUAACAUUUGUAUUGAGGUAGGUGUUAUGGAUAACAAGAGUAAUAAGUAAAUUGAUUUCAGAAAAGUAUAUACCAAUAUGAUAAUACAGUGAACUCAACGACAGCAAAUUUUACUCCAGACACAGCAGUACGCGAAACCAGGAUUCUGCCUUUCCAACUGAAUUCUACCCAUUUAUCGUACACAAAGUCAGCACCAUGUCAGAUGCGCAUCUAA